Molecule: messenger RNA, 3559 nt
Organism: Salvia miltiorrhiza (redroot sage)
Lineage: Eukaryota; Viridiplantae; Streptophyta; Magnoliopsida; Lamiales; Lamiaceae
Product: kinesin-like protein KIN-14I
Exons: 20
Coding region: 217-3192 (991 amino acids)
Biological process (GO): microtubule-based movement
Molecular function (GO): microtubule motor activity; microtubule binding; ATP binding
Source: RefSeq, a predicted model, not a curated record
UUAAGAGAUAGAGAGAGAGAAAAGGCGAGGAAGCCAUGACCGAAUGCCUACUCACAACUGUGGUGUUGUUGUAGAGUGAGAUAAAAGCUACCGAUUAUUUUCCCUAUAUUAAUUACUCCGAAGCUCAAUCGAUUUGUUUGUUUUGUGGAUGUUUCGGUUCGUGUUGAAUUGAGAAAUUGAGAUUUUUCGGUUAGCUUGUAUUGGAAGGAAUUGAGAAUGGCGGCGGCUGAAGGUUAUUCGUUCUCGGUGGCAUCAGUUGUGGAGGAUGUUCUCCAGCAACACGAGAAUCGAUCCCGCGAUCUCGAUUUCGAUGCUCGCAGGGCAGAAGAAGCCGCAAUCAGAAGAUUUGAAGCUGCGGCGUGGCUGAGAAAAGUGGUUGGAGUAGUUGGUGCUAGAGACUUACCAGCAGAGCCUUCCGAGGAAGAAUUUAGGCUCGGAUUAAGAAGUGGGAUAAUUCUCUGCAAUGUACUCAAUAGAAUUCAACAAGGAGCUGUGCUAAAGGUAGUCGAAAGUCCAUGCGAUGCUGCACUUAUACCUGAUGGUGCUGCAUUGUCAGCUUAUCAGUACUUUGAGAAUGUGAGGAAUUUUCUUGUAGCCGUGCAAGAGAGGGGGAUACCAACUUUCGAGGCCUCUGAUCUGGAGCAGGGAGGAAAAUCUUCGAGGAUUGUGAAUUGUGUUUUGGCACUUAAGUCCUACUAUGAAUGGAAACAGUCGGGAGGAAAUGGGGUUUGGAAAUUUGGUGGGAAUGUUAAGCCCGCUACAUCUGGUAAACAGUUUGUUCGCAAGAAUUCUGAGCCAUUCAUGAGUUCUCUUUCAAGAAGCUCAUCUGCAAAUGAGAAAUUGCUAAAUGGUGUGCAUAGAGACAUCAAAGAUAAUAACAAAGUGCCCAGUUCCUCGUUGAGUAAGCUUGUUCGCGCAAUUCUUUUAGAUAAGAAGCCUGAAGAGGUUCCAAAUCUUGUCGAAUCUGUAUUGAGUAAGGUCAUGGAGGAGUUUGAACACCAUGUUUCAGGCCAAAAUGGAUUGAAGAAGGACAAUUUUAGAGACUCAAAUAUUUCUGAUAGUAACAAAUCUGUGAUAAAGCUGCCUUCAUCUAGUUUACAGAAUGCUGCGAUCUCAAAUGAAGAUUUGGAAAUAAAUAGAGAUUGUGACAACGAAGCCUACGGAAGAUUUGUUAACCAGCAGCAAAAAGAUAUGCAGAUACUAAAGCAAACUCUUUCUACUACAAAAGCUGGUAUGCAAUUCAUGCAAAUGAAAUUCAAUGAAGAUAUGCACAAUCUUGGCUUCCAUAUUCAUGGGCUAGCAUAUGCUGCUUCGGGUUAUCAUAGAGUUUUAGAGGAAAAUCGGAAGCUUUAUAAUCAAGUCCAAGACCUAAAGGGAAGCAUAAGAGUCUAUUGUCGUGUCAGACCAUUCUUGCCGGGACAGAAUAAUUACAUGAGUACUGUGGAUCAUAUUGAGGAAGGAGUUAUAACAAUAAACACUUUGGCAAAGAAUGGGAAAGUACGGAAAUCCUUCAACUUCAACAAAGUGUUUGGGCCUUCUGCAACGCAAGAGGAGGUAUUUUCAGACACUCAACCACUAGUAAGAUCGGUUCUUGAUGGUUACAAUGUUUGCAUUUUCGCCUAUGGCCAAACAGGAUCUGGGAAAACUUUCACUAUGAGUGGACCCAAGGAUCUCACAGAGAUGAGCCAAGGGGUGAAUUACAGGGCCUUGAGUGAUCUGUUCAUGCUUGCCGAGCAAAGAAAGGACACUUUCUUCUAUGAUGUGUCUGUUCAGAUGAUUGAGAUUUACAAUGAACAAGUUCGGGAUCUUCUUGUUACUGAUGGAUUAAACAAAAGAUUAGAAAUACGCAACAGUUCUCAGACAGGACUCAGUGUGCCCGAUGCCAGCUUGGUCCACGUCUCUUCAACAUCUGAUGUUCUUGAAUUGAUGAACCUCGGUCACAGGAACCGUGCAGUAGGGGCAACAGCACUUAAUGACCGCAGUAGUCGCUCUCACAGCUGUUUAACAGUUCAUGUCCAAGGGAGAGAUUUGACUUCGGGAACUAUUAUCCGAGGUUGCAUGCAUCUUGUUGAUUUGGCCGGAAGUGAGAGAGUCGACAAAUCUGAAGUGACUGGCGACAGACUAAAAGAGGCUCAACACAUCAAUAGAUCUCUCUCUGCGUUGGGCGAUGUGAUAUCAUCUCUUGCACAAAAGAAUUCACAUGUCCCCUACAGGAAUAGUAAACUAACACAGCUGCUGCAAGAUUCACUUGGAGGGCAGGCGAAGACAUUGAUGUUCGUCCACAUAAGUCCCGAGCCAGAUGCCGUUGGAGAGACCAUCAGCACACUUAAAUUUGCUGAGCGUGUAGCCACUGUCGAACUUGGUGCUGCACGUGUGAAUAAGGAUUCAUCAGAGGUUAAAGAACUCAGGGAACAGGUUGCCAGUCUCAAAGCCGCCUUAGCAAGGAAAGAGGGAGAGCCCGUCUCCAUGCAGCAGAAAGCAUCUGGCACCGCUAGUCCAUGUAGCUUCCAGCUGUCGCCUUGUAACACGACUAUGAAUGCUAGAAACGUAGGGUUGGCAUCUCCGAUUGGCACGAGGAAGCCAAUGGAAGAAGUAGGCAACAUAGAGGCUCGUAGCAACAAGAAAACAAGGCAAAAGAAGCAAAGUUUGGAUUUAGACGACCUUCUGGGGAAUUCCCCGAGCUGGCCACCUUUCAGCAACCAGCACCAAGAAAACAACGGGGAUGAUGAUGAUAGAGAACUGGGCUCUGGUGAGUGGGUAGACAAGCUUAUGGUGAAUAAGCAAGACCCCGUUGGGGUUGAAAACCCAUUCGUUUGUUGGAAUCCCACCAAUGGCAAUGCAUACCCUGAGAAUAAUCCAUGCAGCAUACUACUUCCUGCAAACAAUCACCAAGUUGAUGUUAGCCCAACUGAUGAUCUGGACGAGCUUGAUGCUGGAACCAGCGAUUCAUCCGAGCCAGAUUUGCUCUGGCAGUUUAACCAUUCCAAACUCGGAAGCUUCGGCAAUGGGACUGGACAGAAUGUCAAAAAACCUCAUGCUAAACUAACAAAAAGUCCAGAACUCAGGAGCAUGAUCCCGAAGUUGGGCGGCCCAUCACCGUCUCGAAAAGCAGUUGCUGUAGCUCCUCCACUACAGAGGAUUGGCAGUAGGCAAACUGCUGAAAUGAAAAGAAAAACAGGGUUGAGGAAAUAAAAGAGCAGUCCUUUGAAAGGGCGAAUGUAGAGUUUUCUUUUUUCUUUUUGUUGUUUCAUUUAUUCAUAUUAUAGGCGCCACAGCAAUGAUUCCAGUUGCUAGUAUUCUGUAUUAUGUGAUCAAUAUAAUUUUUAUUUUUUCCUUAUUUGUUGUGAAAAUAGAAGCCAACAUGUAUUAUGGAUUGCUGGAUAUUUUUAGGAAGUUGUCCAGCUUUUUUUUUUCUUUCUUUCUUCUUCUUUUGGAAUUUUCUGAUUUGAUUACAAGUGUGAACUAAUUUCAUUGACACUGUUAUGUAAAGAUAAAUACAGAGAGGUUUCAUUGUGAAUGAAUGUACUGAUAAGUGAUGAGUAAUAUAUUUUUUUUUUCA